Molecule: messenger RNA, 3735 nt
Organism: Cylindrotheca closterium
Lineage: Eukaryota; Bacillariophyta; Bacillariophyceae; Bacillariales; Bacillariaceae
Source: the annotation of a GenBank genome assembly
AUGGAUUCACCUGUGUUGAUUCCAAGAUUGAUUCCAGACUUGUCAGCACAAGACAAUGGUGAUCAUAAUCAUCCGCCUAGCACCAGCAGCAAGAAAUAUUCAAAAUUUAGUGCUCAUAAAGUCAACGUCAACCGCAAAUACCGAGCGGUUGCAAAUGUAGUGAAUACUUCCAAACAGCGAAUAAGAGCUUCUUUCAAGUCUCGAGCUGCACAGUCCUCCUCUUCGUCAUCUUCUGCAUUGACGACGACGACAACUGCUAUCAGUAGCAACAAGUUCCAGCAACUCAAUCCCAAACAACACCUGCAGAAAUGGAUGCAACCGAGCGAAAUAAAACGCAAGAGAACCCUCAACCAGCGGCUCCAAUCUCAAUUUGCCGAGAUCCAGGAACAAAAUCACGAUUUGCUCCAACAAAUUCGAAUGGAAAAGAUGGACUUUUCACAUCAACGAACAGAGCUUGAACGAGAACGUUUGGAGUUAGAGCGAAGCUUGGGGCUAAAUGUUAAUGGUGACGAUGAUCCCAAAAGCACUCGAUCCCAUCAUCAAGACGCAACGGGAGGCCAACAACAACGAAAACAAGUGGAACAAGAACCGACCCGAACAAUGAAACCGGGGAUCAGGAAUGUUCCUACUCCUGAUCCUAGUAGUAAUAAACGCUUGCCAUUCGAAGCAUCGUCGGGAGAUCCCAUGGUGUUUUCAGAUGAAUCUAAAACGGAUCUUUCCACAGAAGUCGCUGCCAGCAACUCAGUAAUAGCUGCUAGCAGUGCGCCAGUGAAGGAGGACGCGAAUACCCUCAAUACUACCAACGCAAAUAAUAAUCAUGAUGACGAAGAGGUGCCAGAACAGCAGCAGCAACAACAAAUUGGUUUUUCAGACGAAACCAAGACGGAACUGUCUGCAGAAACCUUUUCCAACAAGUCACUGGCAGCUGCUAACAGUGUGCCAGCUAAGCAGGGCGCGACUACUACCAAGACGGCACUACCCGCAGAAAUCUCUGCAAGCAGUGCGCCAGAUGAGGAAGAUGCGACUACUACCACCGCGAAUUGUGACGAUGAUGACGAAGAGGCACUAGAACAGCAGCAACGACCCAAAUUUUUUUCUGAUGAGUCCAAGACCGAGCCACCCGUAGAAGCCGCUGCCAAUAUUGUGUUAGAUGGGGAGGAUGCGAAUAGUACUGCCAGCGCAAAUGAUGACGAUGAUGACGAAGAGGAGCCAGAACAGGACCACCUACAGUCUGGGGAUUCAUUGACUGAUCCGCGUCUUCAGAUUCUAACCUACUUCAACACUGUUUCAGCAGAGGAGAUCGUAACUUCCUCGCUAGCAGCAUCGCCAUCUGUUGCUGAAGAUCCAACAACUUUACAGUCUGAGCGGCCUCCCGUGAUGAAUGGUAAGGAAAAACCGUCUUCUUCUGAAUCAUCUGUGUUUACUAUUUGGAGGCCGACAUCGGCCGAAGCAAUCCGCAAAAUGGUCGAAGGCGAAGGAGUCGGGAAAGGCCUUGAGAUAAAAGGGAAAAGUUCUAAGGCGGGCGCCCUCUCUGGCUUUGUCCCUUAUCUGCAGAUUAACAAAGAAGAACACAAGUCUAAGGUCAGAACGAUGGAGCGAGGUGGUCGAACACGAAUCUUCUUUGCGACAGAGAAAGCACGAGACGCAGUCUUGGAUGAUCUUGGGCCACUUCAGAAUAACAUUCUCAAUGCCGUGCAGGAUGCCAAGCGAACCGUCAGACACAGUGUGAUACAGGUGCUGUAUGUUCCUCAUCACGCAAAGAAAAAGGUGAAAAAGGCGGGCAAGGUGGCCAAGAAAACGGCCAAGAAAACAGCCGCCAUGGCAAGCAGCACGGUGUCUCUCGCAACUAACACCGUUUCGACGUCUGUUGUGACGGCCGGUAAUGCUAUCCAUAGUGGUGCCUCGAAAGGAUUAUCGCAAGCAGGGGGUUCUGUCUCAAAGCUCUCUCAGCGAACAUUAAACUCUGUAUCAUCUGCUGGCGGGGCCAUAGCCAACUUCACCAGUCCCGUUAGCACCACUGUAGCCAAAGCGACCAAUCCCGUUGGUAAUUCUGUCGCCCAUUUCACCAGCCCAGUUCGAAGCGGCGUCAAAAAGGGCGUGACCAUGGCUGCUGGUACUGUAACAAGCUCCCUUUUCAAGGCUGCUAAGGGAGUCUCAAACGCGAGGGUCUCCGUCACGGAUACUGUAACAAGUUCAGUGUCAAUGGCUGGGAAGGCGGCAAAGAAGACGGGUAAGGUGGCAAAGAAGACAGUCACGCAAGCAGCUUCCACCGUUUCAACGACUGUCGCAGAUCCUGUCGCCGGCAGUGUCGUUCACGUUGGUAGCAGCAUCCAAAGGCGUGCGUCGAUGGUGGGCGCUCAAGCGAGCAGCACAGCCAAAACAGCAGUGAGGGGGAUGGGGAUUUCGAAUGGGGAACAAGACGAUGAAGUAGAAUUUGCAUUGAAACGACUGUUAUGGGAUAUGGAUGACCCUUCCAUACGAAAGAUUGAUGACUACAGCCCCCGGUGCUACGGUAUUGAGCUCCCAGAUCGUCUCCUUUGGCAGGCAUUCGUUGUCGACAGCGACAUUUCGCGGCCAGAAGAUUCCCGAUGGUUUACUGGACGUCCAUCACAGCCAGCCUUUCAAGAUAUGAACCUCAUUGCGAUAUCCAAGUCAAGAAAGAAUCAAAAGAAGACCAAGAAAAAGAAGAAGAAGAAAAAGAAAGGGGUGGCCGAAGACCCGCUGGUUGUGCUCUGGCAAACCUGCACCGGUGAUGGCGUCGAUGACAAUCCUUUGGAUCCGAGAGGUCUUGUUAUGGCCUACGAAGAAUGUGGACGAGUAAGUCCAGUAGUCUCAGAUUUCGAUUGUUUCACAAUGGGAACGAGGCAAAUCCGUUAUGACGUGCUGCCAGAAGAGCAGAUCAAGCUUCUCGACUGGUGCGUGUCAAACAUUGAAGACGUCCUGGAUCGUCAAAACUCUUCGAAGGAUGCGACGUGGACAGAUCGGUGGUUGGACGUGUUGAAAUCUAGCGCAAAGAAAGGGUUUCAUCCAGAGAUCCCUAAAUACGGCUUUGGUGAUGCCAAGUCAUACGACAUUGUUGAAAACGCCGUCGACUUCCUUCAAGAGAGUGGGGCAGUUCGGCACGGAGCCGAAUGCUUCAACUUUUAUUUUCCCCAAGAUCUUGAUGACGAGUUUCUAAUCGUGUCCGAGUCUCUGCCCGACGAUCCGAAGUGGCGCUACGUGGGCGUGGAAGAGUUGCUGGACUUUCUUUUUGAACGCGUGAAAGAGGGUUACACCUUUCCUUUGAACCCGAAAUGGGUGCUGUGCGACGACGGAAGGUGGAAGAAGCUGUUUGAUUGUCUCCUGACUAGUGAGGCGCCGUUUGUGCAAGAGUCUUUAGAGGCGUGGAUGCCACAGAGUGUUCGUGACAAAAUCGAGGCGAUCCGGGUGCGUCAUCCCGAUGGGUUUGUUUCGGACAAAGCAAGAGACGACGAAGUUUGUGGUACAGAAGCUAUGGACUUGGCCAUGCUCAACAUUGAUCGAUACAUGAUUCUUCGUCGCGCCCGGAACAAACUCUGGCUCAUGGGCUUCUUCCUAACGCUGCUGCGGACUGUACGAGAAAGGCGUGCAGGGUUAGAGGUCGACAAUGACGAAGAUUCCGACGAGGAAGUAGGAUCGCAGGAAUCACAGGAAGAGGGAGAGGGUUGGAAUGGUGGGGACGAAAGCGAUGAACUGUCUGAAGAGACUGACAGAUAG